This is a messenger RNA of Gavialis gangeticus (Gharial), 3451 nucleotides long. It is a transcript of the gene AKNAD1, whose product is annotated as AKNA domain containing 1. Lineage: Eukaryota; Metazoa; Chordata; Crocodylia; Gavialidae. The transcript is spliced from 20 exons. Bases 299 to 3442 code for a protein of 1047 amino acids. The record is from RefSeq and is a predicted model, not a curated record.
CGGGGUGGGGUGGGGCGGCGGUGCUGGGUUACAGCGGGUGUAACCAGAGGCAGCCCCCGAGUAACCCGGCACCACGGUUGCUGGAGCGAGGGCAGGGACUGCUCGGUUGCGGGGUGGGGGAUGAGGCGCCAGUCGUGCGCGGGGAAAGCAGGACGAGCCGCGGGGAUAGCGGUAGGGGCCCGGGCCGGUCGGCGCAGCCUCCCCGCUGCCUCGAGAGAAGCUGGGAAAAUCUGAUACAUGCAGUAAUACAAAAGCUGACGCGAAAUGUACAUGAAAGCUGACAGUCAGUGAAAUUCUUAUGGCAUAUUAUCAAAGUGGACCAACCAGGAAGGGUAGAAGCAGGCAAUCUGACUGGAUGAAAAACUCAGCAAAUAACAUAGUCUUAGACAAGUGUGACUAUUCUGGGGAUGCAACUGAUGAGGAGCAAGAAGACUUACCUUAUGAUGGAGACUUGGAAAGAACCUACAGACACAUCAGUGAUUCAGAUAACUUGAAGGAUUGUACACUUAUCGAAAAGAAAUCUGAUAAUUGUUUACAGUUAACCUAUUCUGAAGUUAGCAACCAUGUAAAAGAGACGAAUUAUAAAAUGCAACGGGUACCUCAAGAAAAGGUGUUUCCUUACCAUCCACCUGCUACAAGGGCAAAUGGAAUUAAAAUUGAAAUGACAAGAGAUGCUUUAGUGAGUGGAACAUCUUUUGAGAAGGAAUUAACAGUUGGAGUGUUCAGUAGCCCAGUUAGAAAUGAAUGUUUCACCAACUCAAAAAUUUCUGACGUUCUUUUGCAUCAUUUUUCCAAAGAAGAGCUAUUGAGUACAAACCGUUUAAUUGAUUGUGAGACUAUCCCAGAGACCUCUCUUACUGAAAGUGUUGAUGAAGCUAUCCUGAAUAAAAUGAGGAUUUCAGAAUGCACUAAGCCCACUUUACUAGCAGAAGCACAGGCAAAGUCCUUUGAAGAAAAAAAUUUCAUAAAGCAAGAAAAAACAUUUGAAGCUGUUCACAAAGAUAACAAUUUACUAGAUGAAAAUAAAUUUGUUAUAGAAAAGGGAGCUACUUCUCAUUUUGAUGAGGGAGAGCAUAUACAGAAGAAUUCCCAAUCAGUUACUGGGACUGAGGAUACAAACAGUUUUCAAAACACAAGAAAAGAGCAUGCAUAUCAAGAAAGUCUGUUUGAGAGAACAGUGUCAUCCCAUGAGUUUAAAUAUGGCCAAGGCCAAGUUCAUUAUUGCCUUCCUGAUGUUUCUAAAGUUGCUUCAAAAGUUAAAAUACCAAAAGGAAAUAACAAUAAUAAAUCAAUUCCCAUAAUAAAAAAACCCAAACCCUCCCCCAAUUUGCUUGUGAAAUCAUCAGUUGUGAAAAAUGUUUUAGAAACUAUGAAUUAUUUUGAUUCUAGUGAAGUAAAGAUUCAAGAAAAGGAAAUGCAUAUUCCUGAACUAGGGCAACAGCUAGAGAUGCUGACAAAACAGGCCGAAACUCAGAAUCAUAUUGAUCAUCUGAGAUUUGAUUAUAAGAGAUAUCCUCCUGCAGAGUCUCCUAAUCCAAACUUUGCCAUUCACUCAGGAGGAUUACAAUCUGGGAGAAUUAUCACAGCAUUACCAUCACCUGGUGCAGCAGGAGAAAUACAUUGUUUAAAUCUUAACUUGUUGCAAAAAACAACAGAAGGAGAAAAGAUGUCUCAAAUGCUAAAGGAACAAACAGAACAACUGAGAGCUGAAGUUGAAGAUUUUUAUAAAUGUGUAACACAGGCCCCAUCUUCACAAGAUCAUUGUCUGGUGUUAAAGCAAUUAAAGGGAUACCUUGAUGCAUUGGAACGGAAAUAUGUAGCCACUAGAGAGGAACAUCGUGGUUUACAGCUACAGAAUUACAAGCACAACCCCAUAAGUGUGGGCGAGUUUGAUCCUGACAGAAAGGUGGAGGGAGAAAUAUUUAGGCUUGGAAUGCUGCUUGAAGAUGUGCAAGAGAAAAUGGAUGAUAACUUGUGCAGUCGAUGUCCCUCUUCACUGAUAAGGCUUCCAACAUCUCCUUCACUCUCUGCAUGUGAAUCCGUGGUUUCAUCUUGUUCUGUUCCUCCUGAGAGUGAAUUAGUCUCAAGCAUUAGUGAUCCUCCAGGAAGGAGAGCUACUGAAGUGAACUUCCUUGAUAACAAGAAGGAUGAGAGCACAAAAAAAAGUUGGGCAACUGAGAUGACCCUAGAGAAAAACUGUCUGCUUUCUUUAUAUAAUGACAAUUGGGAUCCUUUCACUCAAGUUCAGUUAAGAUUACAAGAGAGAGAUGCAUCUGCCUAUGAACAAGAUACUCAGCCUCUGGAAGAAGCGAGAUUACUAGCAAAUAACUCUUCAGAUGUAAUGCAAUGCUUCCUUAUACCCGAGGCAGAAAAUGGGGUUAGAGGGCUAGAACUUCAUAGGCAGCCUAUGUUAAGUUACAACCAUACUACUGAUCAAGGAAAAACUGAAGGGCAAAUGAAAUCUCCAUCUAAAGCCAAGCUUUCGAAUGUGUGUAAUAUGGAACACAACACUGUUCAUCUAAAAGUGCUGCAAGAGCAAGGAAAUUUAGUUCAUCCCUCAAAUCACUGUUUUCAUAAAAUAGUGGAAAACUGUCCAGAUGAAUGUGAAAAUACCAUACAUCCCAGAUUGAAAACACAAGUGUCAAGUAAGGCAAACAGAAUACCUUGCUCUUAUGUUAAGAAAAGUAAGAACAUGGAAAAUAGAAAAACUGAUGGCAGAGAGUCAGUAAGCAGACAGCAUUCAGCCUUCAUUCAGGAAAAAGCAAUGGAUUUAGAUUUAUCAGAUACUAAUCUGAGCAGUGAUUCAGAAGACAUCUCAUACUGUGCUUCUUAUGAUAAUUCACCAAGUGAUGACUUUAUGGAACAGAAGACUAAAAGUUAUAAGCCACACCAAACCAAAGGUUUCAGAUGCAACACAGGAAGCAGAGAUUGGUUUAAAUGUGGAAGCUGCAAAGAAUCUAUUCAGUCCUGUGCCACGUGUAGAAACAAAAAUCUCAGCUCACCUCCAUCAUUACAGUCCAGGGAUUGGAGUACAAAUAUGUGCAUCCAUUGUCAAAGUAAUGAAAGCACCCAGGAAUCUAUCAAAGAUAAUACUGAGAAAAAAAGAAUUGCUGCCCAAAGUGUUUCCAGAAACAAACAGCCAGAUCUAUUUGUAUGCAGACUUUCUGAACAACAAAACUUGGAGGUUCCCAAAGCCGUGUACUCAAGGAUGUAUGAUACAGUUAUCCUUUCACCUCAAUAUUUAGCCAUCAGGAAGAGUCAUAGUAGUAAUUCAGUGAUUGGAAAUAGAUACAACAGUGAUACCAAGACAAAGAUUUUAAACUCUACUUUGGAUCAUGCCAUACAGACAGCAAACAGCUUGAAGAAAACUACAGAACGAAUGGUACAAGCAGUGUCUGAAGAUCUAGCUAAAGUUAAAACUCAUCAAAAUAAACAUUUUUAAGCUAUUCAA